AUGUGCUCUGACUCGCUCGAUUGUCUCCUUAGCUUCGGUUCAGACAUGUUCUCUUCGCCAACCGAGCAAUUUUCCCCGCUCGUCGCCUCUCUUCUUGACGAAGUAAUAAUCGCGGUGCUUCUUACCGCGGAUGGCGGAUUCCGCGUGGCGCUGUGCAGCUCCGCGUUAGUGCAUUUCUUAGGUCUUAACUCAUCCGAGGACGUAUUAAGGAGGCCAAUCACGGAGCUUGUUCACGCGGAUGACGCGGAGGCACUCGAGGCGCUCCUUGCUAAUUACGUCAGCUCCAAACCCCAAGGGCCCUGCGACAAACGACUGGACGUGCGACUGUUGCCAAGCGUUGACGAAAGCGACGCGUCAAGCCGGCGACGAAUCUCGGGAACCGCUGACGGCUGCAGAUGGUUCGAAGUCGCAGUAUCCCUCGCUAACCCUUUAACUAGCCUAGAUUCUAACCGUCAAACCAUAGACAACAGACACGUGUCGCACGAUCGACGCUGUAUAGAGCACUGUCAGGAUGGACGGGACCAAGAGGUCUCAAAUCAAGGGUUUCCAAAUGCAGGAGCGAACCGCGAUCCGCUGCUUCUAUGCGUGUUCUACGACGUGUCGGCGCGGCGCGGGAGCGCGGAGUACAUAGUUCGUCAGCUGCAGGAGUGCGUGCAGCUCGCUAAGAGCGCGCCGCCUCUUCGGAAGGGCGCUGAGGCGGACCAAGGGGAUGGCGCGCCGGGAGGCGCGACGCGGGAAGGCACAGGAGAAGGUUCGGGGGAAGGCGCGUUAGCGGAGCUGGGAGAGAAUUUCAAGGGAGCGGAUGCAAAAAGCGAGUCUGGAAGUGUAAGAGACAGGGCAGUCGCAGCAGGGGGAGAAACAGGAGGAGCAGCAGGGCACACCGGUGGAAUCGAGACGGCAGCAAGCUGCGAGAGUGGAAGAGGCGGGGGAACAGAGGUCCCUGUGGGGGAGGGGGAAGGUGGUGGCGCAGCGGCGGAAGGAACGCGCAGGGGGGAGGAGGGUGAUGGAAAAGGGGGAGAGACAGAUGGACGCGGGGGAAGACAGGGGAGAGAGGGGAGUGAGGAGGGAGGCGAAGACAUGAAAGAGGACAAAGGGAAAGGGGAGGUAGGCGGGUGGAAGGAUGAUGACGCGGCGACGAGUGGAGUGGUGAGGGAGAUGUCAGCUCUGAUCGACCAGGUCAAAACGCUGUUGGUUCACAGCCGCAAGAACUCCCGAUUCCAGGCCAUCUUCGAAAUGUCCCUGGACCCGGUGUUCACAGUAUCGCAGGAGUUCAAGCUGGUGGACUGCAACGAGGCGGCGGUGCGAUACAUGAAGUACCGCGACCGAGAGGAGAUGCUGCAGCGCUUUGACCUCAUGAAGCUCUCGCCCGAGUUCCAGCCCGACGGCCGGCGGUCCGUGGACGUGCAGAUGGAGAACCAUGCGCGCAUGCUGCGAGGCGAGGUGGUCAUCUUUGAGUGGCAGACGCUGGCCUCCGAUGGAGAGCCCUUCAUGGUGCUUGUAACUGUCAGGGAGAUAGUGAUUGAUGGGGAGAAGCACCUGCUGUCCAUCUGGCACGACCUGUCGGAGAUGAAGCGCAAGGAGGAGGAGCUGAAGGCGGCCAAGGAGGCGGCAGAAGCGGCAAACGAAGCCAAGAACCGGUUCCUGGCGAACAUGAGCCAUGAGCUGCGCACCCCCAUGAAUGGCGUCAUCGGCGUCGCCGAGCUGCUCCUCCGCACGCCCCUCACAGACGAGCAGCGCAUGUACCUGGACGUCAUCUGCUCCUCGGGAAACGCCCUCAUGCAUAUCAUAUCCGAUGUGCUCGAUAUUACAAAAAUCGAGACGCAUUCUCUGGUGGUGGAUGCAUACCCGUUUGAUCUGCACUCGACGAUAGAGCAGGCGUUGAGUGCGAUUCGCGUGGCGGCAAACAGCAAGGGACUGGGGUUGCAUGUGAGUGUGUGCGAGCAGCUGCCGGUGAUGGUGAUUGGGGAUCAGUUCCGCGUGCGACAGAUACUGCUCAACCUGCUCUCCAACGCCAUCAAGUUCACUGACAGGGGCGAGGUGAGGGUGACAGUCUCUCUCUGUGACCCGCCGCCGUCACAAGACAAGAGCGCGAGCCAAGGGGUGUCGCAGCAGGGGCAGCUGGGCAAGCGCAUUCUAGACGACGCGCAUGGCCAUGGGGGUGGGGUGCAAGGGCAUGAGAGCGGCGCCGAGGCACCAAUGGAUAGGCUUGAAAGGGAGGAGCGUGGGGAAGGGGAGCAGGCGCCUUCAGACCAAACUGCUGCUGCUGCUGCUGGUUUUGAUGCUGAUGCUGUCGUGCGCACCCAUGCCUUUGCUGUCCAGGUGACUUUUGUGUCUAUUCAAAAGUCACAUGCUGCUGCUGCUGCUGCUGCUGCUGCUGCUGCUGCAGCAGGUGCUGGUUCUGAUGCUGAUGCUGUCAUGUGCACCCAUGCCUGUUCUGUCAUGAUCUCGGUGGAGUUGCCUCAGGAAGCCGUCACGAGUGGUGGAGAGAUAGGAGACAACGUGGUUGGGGCAGGCUCGAUCACUUCAUGUGCAGAAGAAGCGGACACGAUAGAAGCAGCUGCAAUUGAAGCAGCUGCAGUAGAUGCAGACACAAUAGAAGCAGACCUGAUAGAAGCAGGUGCGUUAGAAACAGCGGCAGAGGAGAAGGUGUGGGUGCGGAUAGAUGUGUCAGACACGGGCGUGGGCAUCUCAUCAGAGGCAAGGGCGCGGCUGUUCACAGCGUUCCGGCAGGUGGACGACUCGUCGUGCCGCAAGCACGGCGGCACGGGCCUGGGUCUCUCCAUCUGUCGCUCGCUCGCGGCGCUCAUGGGGGGGUGCAUCUCCGUCGCCUCCUCCCCCCGCCACGGCUCCACCUUCUCCCUCCACCUGCCCUUCAUCCGCUCCCGCACGUGGGACGUGCAUGGAAAAGGGGGGAUGAACGGAGCGGCAUUGAGGGGCGGCAGGAAGGCAGGGGAGUCAGAGGCAGCAGGGGGGGCAGGGGAAGGCAGAGGGGGGCGGGAGGAAGGGGGGUUUGCGGGGCUGCGGUGCCUGGUGGUGGAGGACAACGCGGUGAACCGCAUGGUGGUGGUGCGCUUGCUUAGGAGCCUCCAGGUGGCGUGCGACGUGGCUGAGGAUGGGCUCAGGGCCGUGCAGGCGUGUGCGCGGUGCUGCUACGACAUCAUAUUCAUGGAUUGUCACAUGCCAGUCAUGGACGGGUUUGAAGCCACGGAAAGAAUACGCGAGCUGCAAACAGAAGCAGAAAAUGGUGGUGGUGGUCGUGGUGGUGGUGGUGGUGAUGUUAUUCCUGCGGCUCUGUUCACCUGCGAAGAUGGUUUCCGCAUCGCGCACUGCAGCCAUGCGUUGAUGAGAAUUCUCGGAGUGAAGCCCGAAGUUAUUGUAGGGAAGCGGAUAGCCGAUCUUCUACACGCAGAAGAUGCAAGAGCCGUUGAGCCAACCAUGACCGAAUUCGCUCGAGCCUGUUCACCCUCUAAGCGGAAGCGUCUCGACGUGCGACUACGAAUCAACGACGAGCGACACUGCGACGAGACCGUCGCGAGUGCGAACGCUAAAAGCUCGCAGGCUUCGCGAUGGGCAUGGUUUGAGAUGUCGCUCGUGACGAGAGUCGUCGCCGGCGAUGCGUUUCGCAGAGCAGGCGACUGUCGCAGCAAGGAAGGCGAUGCUCGCGACAGAGCAGGUCUGCGAACGGAACACGCAGAACGGCCGGCUGCAUCCACGGCUGCAGAGGUCCCCGACGGCAGCGGCGGUAGCGGCGAAGGAGCGACGGCACGACCGCAGGCGCAGGCGUGCAUUCUCGCGACGUUCCACGAGAUCUCCGCGCGGCGAGCGAGCAUGGACGUGCUGGUGCGCGAGCUGCGGCGGACGGCCGACAUGGCCGUGCGCGUCGCGGGCGGAGGAGACGGCGACGCGCCGCACAGCCCUCACGGCGACGACCGACAGACGCGGCGACAGCCCUCUGACGCCGCGCACAGCCCCGGUCGCAGCGACGACCCGCGGAUCCCUUACGGUCUCGAUGAUGGCUCGCAGAGGGAGAGCGCUGUUGUGGCACGUCGACUACCUCAUUCCGACGGCGUGGGCGGAUCUCACGCGGACGGGACACCCGCGUUGAGAGACGAUGGGUUGAGGGCAAGAGGAGGGCCUGACGACAGGGAGACUGGGGCCGCGAAAGAUCAGGGGAGCGGCGAGCAGGAGAGGAGAGGGGAGGAGGGAAGUGGGAGCGAGGGUAGACAGGGGGAAAAGACAGGGAUGGAGGCGAGAGGGGAAGAGAGUAGAGGGGACGAGACGAGAGGGGAGGAGGCGAGGUUGGAGGGCGAGGCGAGGGAUCCAGUGGCGAAGGCGAUGGAGGUGGUGGGGAGGGUGAAGGAGCUGGUGCAGGCCAGCCAGAAGAACUCCGUCUUCCGCACCAUCUUCGAAAUGUCCCUCGAUCCCAUGUUCAUAGUGUCCCGCGAGUUCCGCAUAAUGGACUGCAACGACGCCGCCGUGCGCCACAUGCGCUUCGCCUCCAAGGCCGAGGCUAUCGCGCGCUUCGACGCCGUCAACGGCGCGCCCGAGUUCCAAGCUGAUGGCCGCCGUUCCGCUGACGUGGCAGCCGUCAACGUGCCGCGCAUGCUGCGCGGCGAGACGGUCGUCAUGGAGUGGCGCCACCUGGCGGCUGACGGGACGCCGUUUGACGUGCUGUUGAAUGUGCGAGAGAUCGUGGUAGAUGGGCAGCGAUGCAUGCUGUCGGUGUGGCACGACCUGUCGGAGAUGAAGCGCAAGGAGGAGGAGCUGAAGGCGGCCAAGGAGGCGGCAGAAGCGGCAAACGAAGCCAAGAACCGGUUCCUGGCGAACAUGAGCCAUGAGCUGCGCACCCCCAUGAAUGGCGUCAUCGGCGUCGCCGAGCUGCUCCUCCGCACCCCCCUCACAGACGAGCAGCGCAUGUACCUGGACGUCAUCUGCUCCUCGGGAAACGUCCUCACUCACGUCAUCUCAGACGUGCUCGAUAUCACCAAGAUUGAAUCGCACUCUCUCGCACUCGAAUCCUACCCGUUCGAUCUCCGGGAAACAGUGGUGGAUUCGCUCGAUGCGGUGAGAUCUGCUGCGAGCAGGAAGGGCCUGCAGGUGACGAGCAGCGUGUGUGAGCAGCUUCCCGAGGCUGUGAUAGGGGACCAGUUCCGCGUGCGGCAGAUUGUUCUCAACUUGCUGUCGAAUGCCAUCAAGUUCACUGAUGCUGGCACUGUGGGGAUUGCGGUUACCACCAGUGCGGAGCGGCCGGUGCUGCAGCAAGGGAAGAUGGAAGGGGGCUGUGCUGGUUGGGUGUGCGGGGGUGGAUGGGAGCGAGAGGAGGUGCGGGAGGUGGAGACAAAUGAUGGUGGGGUUCUAGGCAAGAGGGCGAGGGGGGAGGAAUCAGAGGGUGCAGAGGAAGCUAAAGAGUCCCCAGCAGCCUCUUUGAGCUUUGCAAAGCGGCUUCGCAGGGAUCAGUUGGGAAGGGAGGCGGGCAACGUGAGCGACACGGGCGUGGGCAUCUCAUCAGAGGCGAUGGCGCGGCUGUUCACGCCAUUCCGGCAGGUGGACGACUCGUCGUGCCGCAAGCACGGCGGCACGGGCCUGGGUCUCUCCAUCUGUCGCUCGCUCGCGGCGCUCAUGGGGGGGUGCAUCUCCGUCGCCUCCUCCCCCCGCCACGGCUCCACCUUCUCCGUGUGCCUGCCGCUGCAACCCACCAGGCAGUGCCCCUCUCGCCCUCUCCAUGUCUCAAACCGAUUGCCGUCAACAUCAGCUGCUGCUGCUGCUGCCGCCGCCGCCGCUGCUGCCGCUGCCGCCGCUGCUGCUGCUGCUGCCGCUGCAGCUUCAACUAGCAAGGCAGCAGCAGCAGCAGCAGACGCGAGUGCAAAGAAUGGCGGCUCCCCUCUCGCUGCGCGGCCAUUUGAAAGCUACCUGAAUUCGGAGCUGGGCCCCGUGGUGGCUGAUCUUGACUCGUGCGGCUUGAGUGACGCCAAACUUACCCAGCUGGAGGGCCGAGGGCGGGGGUUGCGGGGACAGGAGGAACCAGCAGCAGCUGCAGGAGCAGGAGCAGGAGCAGGAGCAGGAGCAGGAGCAGGAGCAGGGGCAGGAGCAGGGGCAGGAGCAGGAGCAGGAGCAGGAGCAGGGGCAGGAGCAGGAGCAGCAGGAGCAGGGUCAGUGAAUGAGGUGGGGGAGGUGAAGGCAGGGGGCUCACGGGAUGAGGCUUCUUCCAGGAAAUUGCCCGCGAGUAAAUGUUCCUCCGCUGCUGUGGGGAGUCCCAAAGCGAGCGGGGAUCUAAGGAGUGGAGGCAAGCGUGUGGCGCGUGUUGCUGGUGGUGUUGGUGCUGCUGCUGCUACUGCUGCUGGUAGUGGCGGGGAUGGAGGGCCGUUCGCGGGGCUGCGGUGCCUGGUGGUGGAGGACAACGCGGUGAAUCGCAUGGUGGUGGUGCAGCUGCUGAGGAACCUGCGAGUCUCGUGUGACGUGGCAGAGAAUGGGCACAAGGCCGUGGAGGCCUGCCGCUCCACCAACUAUCACGUCAUCUUCAUGGACUGCCACAUGCCAGUUAUGGACGGGUUUGAGGCCACCACUCGCAUUCGUAGCCUUCAGGGUUUUGAAUCGCCUUCGAACGCACAGCCUGGUUUCUGUGCUUCUGGUGUGAGAAAAGGGCAGCAGCAGCAGUGUACAACAGAUUGCCAUCAGCAGGCGCUGCAGCGGUCUGUUAUUUAUGCAUUGACCGCGAGCGUGUUGAAGCAUGAGAGGGACAAGUGUGCACUUGUGGGGAUGGAUGGGUUUUUGGCGAAGCCGAUACGCAUGAGAGACCUGCAGCAGGUGUUGAGCCAAGUGCUGGCUAAGCCUCAGUGGCCAGUGGUGCAGGAAAGGGGACAUCGAGUUUGGAUUGCGUACAGCACUGUGGGAAGGACGGACAAGCCUGGGCUGGGCGAGCGACGCUGCGCCACGCGUAACGCCGCUCUCCUUCGCGCUGUUGCCGGCGAUGCGAAUUUGCCAGUGACGGCCGACCGGCAGACGCGGCAAGAGUCUACCGGGUGGCCGUCAGUGGCCGUCAAGUUGCCGCAGCAGGCGGAGGCGAGGGAAAGUGAGGAGGACGGGAGGAUUGCGCAAGGGAAGCUUCUAGGAAGGUCGCUGCUGGAGCUGAUUCACCAGGAUGACGUCAGGAAAGUCAAGCACGCGCUCUCACACCCAACAGCAGCAGGAGCAGGAGCAGAAAGAGCAGGCGGAGCAGGAGCAGCAGGAGACGGAUCAGGAGCAGCAGCACUCAGAGCUGCACGGCCUGUGGACGUGCGGUUGAUGCAGGCUGCAGGAGGGAUAGGUGACGUACCAGCAGCAGCAGCAGAACAUGUAGCAGAUACACGGAGCGGAACCGGCAACAGAUGCAGCAGCAGCGGUGGUUUCAGGUGUGCAUCUGGUGGCAGCUGGCUGCUCUGUCUCUUCCACCAUAUCUCCACGAGAAAAACCUUUGAGGCGCAGCUGCUGCAGCAUGCAACAGCGUGUGCGGAGCUAGCAACGAACCUGGCGCAGGUGAAGCCCCCCGACCCCGUCUCCUGGGGAGAUGCUGUCGAGCGCCACUACGGCACCCGCCCCCCUCCCUCUCCCCAUGCGCCCCCGCCCCAUGCGCCCCCUGCACAUGCGCCCCCGCACCAUGCGCCCCCUGCACAUGCGCCCCCUGCACAUGCGCCCCCGCCCCAUGCGCCCCCUGCUGCUGCCCCUGCUUCUGCUGCCCCUG
Messenger RNA from Closterium sp. Yama58-4, 7717 nucleotides. Lineage: Eukaryota; Viridiplantae; Streptophyta; Zygnematophyceae; Desmidiales; Closteriaceae. The record is from the annotation of a GenBank genome assembly.